This is a messenger RNA of Salpingoeca rosetta, 1517 nucleotides long. RefSeq lists its product as uncharacterized. Bases 1 to 1245 code for a protein of 414 amino acids. The record is from RefSeq and is a predicted model, not a curated record. Gene Ontology annotation, molecular function: protein binding. NCBI's taxonomy places the organism in Eukaryota, Choanoflagellata, Craspedida, Salpingoecidae. The transcript is spliced from 2 exons.
AUGAACAUGCACCCAGACACCAAGAACAUUCAGUUCCAAGGGUGUGCGGCGUUGGCCGGCCUGGCAAACCCGUACAGCGAGGCCUACAAGGAGCAGCACACGGCGCACAUUGUCGAGCACGGCGGCAUCGAGGCAGUGAUCAGGGCAAUGGGUAAUUACGUGCGAGAUGCGCGCGUGCAGCAGAGCGGGUGCAGUGCGCUGCGCCACAUCUCGUACCAGCGCAGGACAGCCCAGAACGCGUUUGCAAUCGCGGAGCAGGGCGGCGUCGAGGCUGUGCUGGUGGCGAUGGCGGCGCACCCGGACAACGCCUACGUGCAGCACCAAGGGUGCGCGGCGCUGCAGAAGCUGACCUACUACGAGGACCUUCGGGGGCUGGUGGUGGCAGCGGACGGCAUCGACGCCAUCCUGCGGGCCCUCCACCACGAAGACCACAGGCGCAACUCCCGGGUGCAGCAGCAAGGGCUGCGCGCGCUGCGGAACCUGGCGCUAGACAGCGACGCCAACCGGCGGGCGAUUGUGGACGGUGAGUGCGGUGGCGGUGUGGCGGCCACGCUGCGCGCCAUGCAGAAGUUCCAGGAUGCGACGGGCAUCCAGGUGCGCGGGUGCAGCCUGAUGUGGCAGCUGGCGCACGUGGACCACGCCAAGCACAGGUUCAUUGCCAACAAGGGCGUCGACCUUGUGCUUGGGGCGCUGCAGAAGCAGAAGCACGCGCACGACCCGUAUCUGGUGCUUGAGGCGUGCGGUGCGCUGGCCAAGUUUGCGGAGGACGAUGCGACUCGUGCGGACAUGGUGAGCAAGGGCGGUGCUGGCAUUGUGGCGGCGGCGAUGGCGCGGCACGAAAGCAAGGACAACUACAAGGCGCGGCACAGGCGCAAGUGGGGCUGCGUGGUGUUGUGCACGCUUCUGCGGGCGGGCCGUCGUGAGGACAAGGCGGCGGUUGUUGAAAACGGCGGCGUGGGUGCGGUGCUGUGUGCGAUGGAGGAGCACCCGCACGCCCGUGACCUGCAGCGCAAAGCAUGCGAGGAGAAGGUCGCGAAUGCAAUGGACAAGCUGACGGCUGCACGGCAGAUGAUGAAGCAGCAAGGCAUGGACGAACAGGCCAUGUUCCAGCGCGCGUUUCAAAUGAUGGCGGAUCCGCAGUUCCGUGUUUCCGCCCUCCAAAACAUGAUGCAACAGCAGCAGCAGCAGGCAAGCAGCAGCAGCACCACCACUGUGCCUCCUUCCACCGAGAAGAAGAGCGAGUGAUGCCGUGAUGGUGUGUGUGUGUGUUUGUGUGUUUGUGUGUUGAGUUUGUCAUUGCUGAUCACCGACUGACACGCAUUCACCACCGCCAACACAGCCAUCAUUGCCCCUCAAGCCACCACACAUCUCGUUCCUCACCCCACCCGACUUUCCUACCAGCAGUGCAUGUGCAUCAGUGUGCGUUCAUUCAUUCACAUGUGGUCAAUAGUGCAUACAGUCCGAAGUAAAGAAGAAAAGAAACGACAAAACAAGUUGGGUGAAAGCUCAAGAAAUAC